Molecule: messenger RNA, 2919 nt
Organism: Zootoca vivipara (common lizard)
Lineage: Eukaryota; Metazoa; Chordata; Lepidosauria; Squamata; Lacertidae
Gene: MTMR2
Product: myotubularin related protein 2
Biological process (GO): phosphatidylinositol dephosphorylation
Cellular component (GO): cytoplasm; membrane
Molecular function (GO): phosphatidylinositol-3-phosphate phosphatase activity; phosphatidylinositol-3,5-bisphosphate 3-phosphatase activity
Source: RefSeq, a predicted model, not a curated record
UGUGGGCUAACAUGGCAGCUUCCUUCGCCACUCUCGGCUUCCCACUCCUUUGACAAUCCGCUCUGCUCUUUGAUUUCCCGGGGAGGGGAGGAUUCCUUUCCCGCUCGCCCCCGGCAACACACACAACACAACCUCUGCACACCCUUAACGGGAUCCAGCAUGGAGAGGAGUUCCAGCUGCGAGAGCAUUGCCUCCAAGGAGGCUCCGCCCGCCACCCGCCAGCCCAGCCCGGAUUCCCUCUCCAGUGCUUCCACCUCUCAUUCAGAUCAUUCGGUGCGUACAAAAUCUGCUUCCGUCGUCUCAUCAGAUUCUGUCUCCACUUCCACAGAAAAUUUUUCUCCAGAUCUAAGGGUUCUCAGGGAAUCUAAUAAAUUGGCUGAAAUGGAGGAGCCCCCAUUGCUGCCAGGAGAAACCAUUAAAGACAUGGCAAAAGAUGUUACUCACAUCUGCCCAUUCACCGGCGCCAUUAGAGGAACUCUGACAGUUACAAAUUACAGGCUAUAUUUUAAAAGCAUGGAAAGGGACCCUCCGUUUGUUCUUGACGGUCCUCUGGGCGUGAUCAACAGAGUGGAGAAAAUUGGAGGCGCUUCUAGCCGCGGUGAAAAUUCAUAUGGCCUGGAGAUUGUGUGUAAGGAUGUCCGGAACCUCCGGUUUGCGCAUCGCCCCGAGGGCCGCACGAGAAGGUCCAUAUUUGAGAACUUGACCAAAUAUGCGUUUCCCGUGUCAAAUCAUUUGUCUCUUUUUGCAUUUGAAUACAAAGAGGUUUUCCCAGAAAAUGGCUGGAAGGUUUAUGAUCCUGUUGUGGAGUACAGGAGGCAGGGGAUUCCUAACGAAAGCUGGAGGGUGACCAAGGUGAACGAGCAGUACGAACUGUGCGACACCUACCCUGCCCUGCUGGUGGUUCCUGCCAACAUCUCGGACGAGGAGCUGAAGCGGGUGGCUGCAUUCCGAUCCAGGGGACGCAUACCUGUUUUGUCCUGGAUUCACCCGGAAAGCCAAGCCACGGUCACGCGCUGUAGCCAGCCGAUGGUCGGCGUGAGCGGGAAACGUAGCAAAGAGGACGAGAAGUAUCUGCAGUCCGUCAUGGACUCCAACGCUCAGUCGCACAAAAUAUUCAUCUUCGACGCCAGGCCAAGUGUGAACGCUGUGGCCAACAAGGCCAAAGGAGGAGGCUAUGAAAGUGAGGACGCCUAUCAGAACGCAGAGCUGGUCUUCCUGGACAUCCAUAAUAUCCAUGUUAUGAGAGAGUCAUUGAGGAAGCUGAAAGAGAUUGUCUAUCCCAACAUAGAAGAGACGCACUGGCUGUCUAAUUUGGAAUCCACCCAUUGGCUGGAACACAUCAAGUUGAUUCUCGCCGGCGCUCUUCGUAUUGCCGACAAAGUGGAGUCGGGGAAGACUUCCGUGGUCGUGCAUUGCAGUGAUGGUUGGGACAGAACAGCUCAGCUCACCUCGCUUGCCAUGCUUAUUCUGGAUGGCUACUACCGGACCAUCCAGGGCUUUCAAGUGCUAGUGGAGAAGGAAUGGCUGAGUUUUGGGCACAGAUUCCAGCUGAGAGUCGGUCACGGAGACAGAAACCAUGCGGAUGCAGACCGAUCUCCUGUUUUCCUCCAGUUUGUUGACUGUGUCUGGCAGAUGACAAGACAGUUUCCCACCGCGUUUGAAUUCAACGAGUGCUUCUUGAUCACCGUCCUGGACCACCUGUACAGCUGCUUGUUUGGGACGUUCCUGUGUAACAGUGAGCAGCAAAGAGUCAAAGAGGGCCUUCCCAAAAAGACGGUUUCGCUGUGGUCUUAUGUAAACAGCCAGCUCGAAGACUUCACCAAUCCUCUCUAUGCCAGCUACACCAACCACGUUUUGUAUCCCGUGGCCAGCAUGCGCCACCUGGAACUCUGGGUAGGCUACUACAUCAGGUGGAACCCGCGGAUGAAGCCACAGGAGCCAUUGCACAACCGCUACAAGGAACUCCUGGCCAAACGAGCCGAGCUCCAGAAGAAGGUGGAAGAGCUGCAGCGAGAGAUCACCAACCGUUCCACUUCCUCCUCUGAGAGAGGCAGCUCUCCUGCCCAGUGUGCCACCCCAGUCCAGACUGUGGUAUGACGCAGCUUGCAGACUCUUCAAUUUGUCAUCUCUCCAGAAUCAUGCGAUAAUGGCAGCUUGUCCAGAAAUGGAAACUUCAAAAAGAGAAAACUCUGUAAACUUAGAAAGCAGGUCAGACAUACUAUUUAUUAUGCUACGUCCCUGCACCAGGGUUUAUUAUGAUGAUGAUGGUGUAACACUACAGGAAGCGAAAGCCUUUUUUCUUUCUUUUUUGUUCUGCUUAUUGUCGUUUAAAGGCAUCAUAUAUAAUUAUCUUACUCGGGGUGCUAGUUACAAGGAAGCUUGCUGGCACAGCCUCCCGAGACGAAACCAGGACACUUGUUCCUUGAGCUCAAGUCGUGAAAGCGGUGGUGUUGCUUUGAACCGGAGAACGUUGCUCUCACACUGGAAGCUGAGGACUUCAAACAGUGGGAUGAGCACAGUGCAGCUUGCAUCAUCCUGCCCCCUCCUUCGCCAUCCGAUGAGCUGCUCCCAAAAACUCAGAGGAACCUAAGCAAAUGGUAACAACAAACAACUGCGUUCCAGAAAAGGGAAGAAUUGGGAAAUCUUGGUCUGCACAAAGAAGCAGUUGUGCUCAUUUGGUUUCCGGACACUGUCGACAAAGGAGCUUGUCCCAUUAUUUGGGAGGAAAUCCCAAUCUCAUUGUGUUCUUAAGGCAGUGCUUUACAUCCUUUUGUGCUGCCAGUGAUUCCCCAAGCAAAGGUGACAGCAAUCCAUCUUUCUAUAGGUAUGAAGCAGAACACAGUUUCUGUGCCAGCUUUAUAUGGCAGGUUCUGCUCCUGCACGGCCACCAUAUUUGCUGAGAGGUUUUGUAGCCACACA